GCAAUUGACCACAGAAAGUAGAUCUACAAAUGAAACCGAAACUAAACUUCCGUCAUUGUAAGAAAAGAUAGAAUGCCUUACGCAAUUAUCAAGUGUGAGGUAAGAUAAAUAGUGAUAAGUAGAUACCACCCCCCUCUUCCAGUGUCCCCCUCUUUCUAUCCUUCAUUUCAAUAUCAAACCGCAUUUUUGGAUACUUUUGUAUAUCUUCACUUGUUUCAUUCGCCAUUCGACAUUUGAGAGAUUGUAAAAAUGGCUCCUUCUCUUCUUGAUACCCAACCUGUAGCACCCCACCAGCUUUCCUCUCCAUCGUCCCAAAAACCUAUUGAUCGCAAAGUCUUCCCAGAUGGCAUCAAAACUUCGGGUCAACAUCCACCACUCUAUGAUCAAUUGAGACCAUACUCUGAUUUCCCCAAAGAAAUCACUGGAGAAACGGUAUGGAAGGCAGAAGAUUAUAUCAAUAACCCGGAAAGAUGGGUUCAUGUCUUCAAUGAAGAGGAAAUCGCAGAACUGAGUGCUGUAGCGGAUAAGUUCAUUGCGGAUAAAAUACCCCUGACGGGUAUUUCUCAGGACACUUUCCGCCUCUCAAAACUUUCUACUUUACUAGCAUCGAUUCGAACCGAAACGCUGAACGGAAAGGGCUUUAUCCUCUUCAAAGGAUUUCCAGUCGAGAAAUGGGGUAACCAUAAAUCUGCCGUUGCAUAUAUGGGAUUGGGAACAUAUCUUGGAUAUUUUGUCAGUCAAAAUGGUCGAGGUCAUGUUCUUGGGCACGUUAAGGAUCUUGGCGAGGAUUCAACACAGAUUGAUAAAGUUAGAAUUUAUCGAACCAACGCCAGACAAUUCUUCCACGCUGAUGACUCUGAUAUUGUCGGCCUUCUGUGCAUUGCAAGAGCGCUCGAAGGUGGAGAAUCAGAUAUCGUUUCUUCUCACCACGUCUGGAACACUUUACAGAAAGAACGCCCCGAUGUAGCAGAAACACUUACCAAACCUAUCUGGUACUUUGAUAGAAAGGGAGAGGUCAGUGUUGGUGAGGAACCAUACAUCAAGACCUCCGUCUUUUAUCUCGAGACCGGCCCCAAUGGUCGUGUGUACUCAAAAUGGGAUCCAUAUUACGUGAAGUCUCUCACUCGAUUUUCAGAUGCAGGAGUCAUUCCACCUUUGUCACCCGAACAGGUUGAGGCUGCUAAGGUUUUGGAAGAAACUUGUCAUCGAUUGAGAUUGCACAUGAUUCUUGAGAUUGGCGAUAUCCAAUUCUUGAGUAACGAGCACGUACUUCAUGCUCGUACUGAAUACAAGGAUCAUGCACCACCAGCCCCAAGGAGACAUCUUAUGAGACUAUGGCUGGCGACUCCAGAGAGUGAGGGAGGAUGGAAACUACCGUUCCAUGAUUCUAACGAGAAGAAGAGAGGUGGCAUUCAGGUCAAUGAUCAGGCCCCUGUUGCACCACUGGAUGCAGAAUAGACCUUGGGAAUUAGCAAUAUUAUUAUAGAUAGCAUAGAGUCAUCGAUGACCAAAUAAGUUACUGAACAUAUCAACGCAUAGUCUUCAAUUUGCUUCA
Molecule: messenger RNA, 1555 nt
Organism: Botrytis cinerea B05.10
Lineage: Eukaryota; Fungi; Ascomycota; Leotiomycetes; Helotiales; Sclerotiniaceae
Exons: 3
Coding region: 250-1458 (402 amino acids)
Molecular function (GO): oxidoreductase activity
Source: RefSeq, a predicted model, not a curated record